ACAGAGCAAUAAAAUGUCUGUACGAAUUCUAAAUUUCUAUAUAAUAAAGGGUUUUGUUAUUCUUGUUUUUUUUUUUUUGCUUCCAAAAUUUAAUAUUAUUGGGUUACUCUAAAGUGCAAAAAAAUGAACUCUGAAAUGCAAGAAAUGAAUGUGGGGAACAACUUGGCUUUUGAUAAUUUACCGGUUGGGUAUGAUGGUGGGGUGGAUGGUGUUAAUGUUAAUGUCACAAUGCCUCAUUAUACAGUUUAUAGUGCUUCUGAUGUUUCUCUGCAAAAUGGAGAGGCUAAUCUUGACCAGCUUACUUUAUCAUUUCGUGGCAAAAUUUAUGUUUUUGAUGGUGUUACUACUCAGAAGGUCCAAUCGGUUUUUCAACUUUUGGGUGGAUAUGAGUAUUCUCCGGGUACGCAAGCUGUAGGUUCAUCGAGUGCCAACCAGAAGGACUUUGUGGACUAUCCAGUGCGCUGUGCAGAUCCAAAAAGACGUGAAUCCCUCAUUCGAUUUUAUGAAAAGAGGGAAAAGAGAUGCUAUGGAAAGAAAAUCAGAUAUGAUGUUCGCCAAGAAGUUGCAUUCAGGAUGAAGCGCAAGAAUGGACGAUUUGCUCUAAAAGGUUCGACUGGAGCAAAACAGGACGACAAACCGCCAGAAGAAACUUGGUGCAUCCAUUGCGGAACUAGUUCAAAGAACACCCCUAUGAUGAGGCGUGGUCCUGCUGGCCCGAGAACUCUUUGCAAUGCAUGUGGCCUCACUUGGGCAAAUAAGGGGAUAAUGAGGAAUCUCUACAGGGCAUCCUAUGACAAUUCUCUGCUCACAGAACUAGAGGAUGAAGAACAUAAAAACUCCGACAAUGGAGCUCCUGCUUAGGUAGUUUCUUCGUCAGCCUGCCAGUGAUUCCUCAGUUCUGGCAGCUCGACUGAGACUCUGAUGCUUUAGAAAGAGAGUCAUAGCAUAUCAACAUUUCUGCUUAUCCCACUGAAAGAUUUCAUAUAGUUAUUACAGGUACAUUUCAUCACUAAAUUAAAACUUCCUAAACAGCUUGGUAAUACAGUUGAGAACUUUCACAGAUUUUGUUUUUUUCUUUGAAGUUUAUAUUGACAGAUUAACAGCUUAGCUAGAAUUCGUUGGUGAAAGCAAAUCAUCUCUCAUGCACUUGUAAUUACCAGUGUUACUUGAAGUUCAAUACUGACUUGCAGUUCUCGCAUCAAGACCUGCUAUAUUAAGCAGACUUUUCAUCUUAGAUUAGAUCUUGUUACAUAUGCAGCAUCCAGAUUAAGCUUCUUAUUAGCUUUACCAAAACGUGUUUUAACCUUUUGUAUGUCGAACUUUGCCUCUUUGGAUAAUCAUAAUUUAUUAUGUAGUUGCUAACUAGUUAAGAAUGAUCAUAUUAUAUGUAAUGAUCGUAUUAUCUGUACUUUGGAAAUGAAACAA
Messenger RNA from Lycium ferocissimum, 1425 nucleotides. RefSeq names its product GATA transcription factor 25-like. The record is from RefSeq and is a predicted model, not a curated record. The transcript is spliced from 7 exons. The coding region runs from base 124 to 861 and encodes 245 amino acids. NCBI's taxonomy places the organism in Eukaryota, Viridiplantae, Streptophyta, Magnoliopsida, Solanales, Solanaceae. Gene Ontology annotation, biological process: regulation of DNA-templated transcription. Gene Ontology annotation, molecular function: zinc ion binding; sequence-specific DNA binding; protein binding.